AUGGAUCCAAAAGAAACGAGAAAAGAAACAGGUGAGGAUCAUCAUCUAGAAUCAGAGGAAGGUUCAUCUGGAGAAGGAAAAUCAAGUGAACCCAGGAAAGAAGAAUCUUCGAACUCAUUUGUGAGUGCUGAAGAAGAUCCAGAAGAAAAUCCAUCAGAAGAAUCUCGCAGAAAUUCGAGGGAGACUGUACAGACUAGCAAGGAAGAUACAAUGGGCGACGAAAUCCAAGAAAUCGAAAGCCCAGAGGAGAAGAUCCAAGAAACAGACGCGGAGAUCCCAGAAGAACCGAUGAAGGAACUGCCCUCAGUUCAAUUAGGGCAGGAGAAGUCGAAGGAUGCUGAAAUAGAAGUAGUUGCAGACUCAGCAUCAGAGACAGAAGUGCUGAAAGCAAAAGAGGAUGAUGAUAGCACUAAACCAACAGAUGAACCUGAAGUGGACUCACGUGCACAAAAGGUUGAAAGCAAGAAACCUAAGGCAAAGAUCGCUGAGAGAAAGGGCAAGGUUUCUGACUAUCGAGUUAUAGCUGAACAGAGGGCACGGACCAGAUCUCAAUUGGCUGCAAAACCAGUGGUGACUGCAAAAAGUCCUCCUAAAAAGGUUCAAAGGAAGAUAAAAUCACAACUUGCCUUGGUGAUUACUGAGCACAAGACCCCUAAGAAACCCGAGAAGAGGAAGGCUGAACUAGCAAAAGAUAUGCCGCAGGCAAAAUUUUCAAAGCUUUCUAAGGAAUAUCAAAAGGAGAAGAUGAAGGGGAAGAGAAAAGUUCAGGAAGAAAGUGAGAUACUCAGUUCUCCUUCUGGGUCAGAAGAUGAGGAAUUACUGACGAGCCUGUGUAUGUCUCAUCACUUUGUUGAUGAGAAAUCUGAACAAAGGUUCAAUGACAUGAAGAAUCUCAACAUGAUUGUGGAGAGAAACGUGAAUGUCAGCAACCUCAAGGAACAAGGGAUAUGGGAUAUCCUGGAAUGUCUAAGUCUAGAAGAAACAGUCACCUAUGCUUGUCCACACAGCAAAAUUCUGAUCAAAGAAUUUUAUGCAAACAUCACUAAGAAGAUUGUGAAGGCAGGGGAUCCAAUGUACCAUCGGGUGUACAUAAGAGGAAAGAUACUGCAUUUUUCUCCAGCAGUAAUCAACAAGAUUUUGGGCUUGAAGAACACAGUUGUGACUACCAUGGAUGAGCUGGACAGGGAGAUUGACCAGAAAGAGGUGGAGAUAGCUCUCACUGAUACUUUUGAUGAAAAGAGGAAAGGUGAAAUAGCCUAG
Molecule: messenger RNA, 1260 nt
Organism: Tarenaya hassleriana
Lineage: Eukaryota; Viridiplantae; Streptophyta; Magnoliopsida; Brassicales; Cleomaceae
Product: stress response protein NST1-like
Exons: 3
Coding region: 1-1260 (419 amino acids)
Source: RefSeq, a predicted model, not a curated record